AUGUCGAGUGAUCACAAUGCCGAGGCGGGGAAGACCUUGAAUCUCAACGCCGUUAAUGAUUCGCCGCUAUCCUCCGACCAUAAUGACCCCCCUUCCAUCGCGAAGCACAUCCGCGAGAUUCCUCCAAUCCCCAUCCCUCCAUUGGAGGUGGACGACGACGGUGGUGGGAGAGGAGAUCCGUUGAUGAUUGAGAGUAGGGUUCUCGGUCUGAAUCAAAUUAGGACUCGCACCGCUCCGCCGCCAGGUAGGCUUUCGAAUGCCAUUUCCAUGCCUAUUGAUUAUGGAGACGGAGUCUAUGGAGACGGGGUCUAUGGAGAGGGGGUCUAUUCGCAGUCUAGGUUGUUAUCCACUGCUGAUCAAUCUGCUGAAAAUUUACCCGAACAAGGCAAAAGGGUCCAAUGGAAUCAGGCUAAUUCUUUAAAUGUCCUAUCACGCACUUGUUCGGGCUCGGAGGAUUAUCAUGCAGCUUUUGUUAAGGAAAUGAAAUCUCCACGGUAUCAAGCUAUACUACGUGUCACAAAUGGUCGCAAGAAAAGAGUAUCAGAUAUUAGAAGUUUCUCUCAUGAGCUCAAUUCCAAAGGAGGCCGACCUAUUCCAUCCUGGAGAUCUCGUGCUUUUGGGCGAGUGGAGGAGAUUAUGGCCAUCAUUCAUUCAAAAUUUGAUAAAUUAAAGGAAGAGGUAAUCUCUGACUUGAGCAUUUUUACUGGAGAUAUAGCUGGUAUUAUUGACAAGACAUCCGAAUCCCAUCUCCAAUGGAGGAAAAAUUUGGAAGAUUUGUUGGUUAUAGCUAGGGAAUGUGCAAAAAUGUCACCUAGUGACUUCUGGUUGAAGUGUGAAAAAAUAGUCCAGAAUCUAGAUGACCGCAGGCAAGAGUUACCAAUGGGCACCGUUAAACAAGCCCACACCCGCCUCUUAUUCAUACUCACUCGAUGCACUCGGCUUGUGCAGUUCCAAAAAGAGAGUGGUUUUGAAGAACACAUUCUGGCAUCUCACAAACUCUGUGAUCUCGCCCAUGCAGAACGAAUUGUUUGCCCUAUUGGCCAAGACUUGAAUCAUUCACUGAGUGGGAAGGAAAGAAAUUGGAGAAGAAAUAAGAAAUCUCAGGGGCAUGACCAUAUCAGUCCGACAAUCAAUCAAUACCAUACUAAGGAAAAUUUCAGUGGAGAGGUUACAGAGGAAAGCACUGUAAAGAAUGUUGCUUCACCUACAGGAAGCUGUAGAAUGUCCUCUUGGAAGAAGCAUCCUUGUGCAUCUGAAAGAAAAGGUGAAGUCCAUGACUCUGUUGACACCUCAUCUUUUAUUAAAUCUGGUUUCUCGCAACAUAAAGAAGCAACUGACAAGACUUAUCUGGAUACUCCACUUUGCCACCCUGAAGUUUCAGAGGAAACCUCAAAUGAAAGGAGAGUAACCUGGGGAGACUGGGAUCAACAUAGUAUCUCUUAUGAGGAUUCAUUUAUCUGCCGCAUAUGUGAAGUUGAAAUCCCUACUAUAUUUGUAGAACAACACUCAAGAAUUUGUACAGUUGCUGAUAGAUGUGAUUUAAAAGGCUUGACAGUAAAUGAACGGCUCCAAAGAGUUGCAGAAACUCUUGAGAAGAUACUUGAAUCAUGGACACCGAAAAGCAUUGACAAUGAGUUUGGAAGUCCUGAGUUAGUAAGACUGUCCACUUUGACUUUGGCCGAAGAGUUGGAUGAAUUGUCACCAAAGCAGAAUGGUCUGUCUUGUCAGUGCUCUGAAGACAUGCUAAAUUGCAUCCAUGAGUGUGAUACUAUUUCUGUUACAGAUCUCAACAGUCUGUCUGAACUGCCUAGGAAGGAUUCAUCAGCUGGUACCUCGACACCUCGAUCACCAUUGCUGACACCAAGAACAAACCAGAUGCAAUUGCUGUUCAGUGGGCUCAAGAUGAUAUCUGAAUAUGAAAGUUAUCAACAGAUAAAUAAGCUACUGCAAAUUGCUCGAUCUGUUGCUACCAUAAACAACAAUGAUAGUUCUUUGGAAUAUUUGCUUGACCGUCUAGAUGACCUAAAGUAUGCCAUUCAAGACAGAAAAGUCGAUGCCCUUGUUGUGGAGACAAUUGGAAGACGCAUAGAAAAAUUAUUGCAAGAGAAAUACGUUCUACUUUAUGGACAUAUUGAAGAUGAAAAAUCAGAUGCACCAAAUAAUGCAGCUGAUGAGGAAAGUUCAACGGAUGAGGAUACAAUACGCAGUUCGCGUGCAAGUCCUAUGAACCAAUGCUCUAAGGAUCGAACAUCUAUUGAAGAUUUUGAGAUAAUAAAGCCAAUCAGCAGGGGUGCUUUUGGGCGAGUAUUCUUGGCUAAAAAACGGGCCACUGGUGAUUUAUUUGCAAUAAAGGUUUUGAGAAAAGCUGACAUGAUACGCAAAAAUGCUGUGGAGAGUAUAUUGGCCGAACGUGAUAUCUUAAUUUCAGUUCGCAAUCCAUUUGUGGUCCGGUUUUUCUACUCUUUCACAUGCAGGGAAAAUCUUUAUCUUGUCAUGGAAUACCUAAAUGGUGGAGAUAUUUUCUCUUUGCUUAGAAAUCUUGGCUGCUUUGAAGAAGAUAUGGCUCGCGUAUAUAUUGCUGAAGUUAUUCUUGCUUUGGAAUAUCUCCAUUCCUUAAAUAUUAUUCAUAGAGAUCUGAAGCCAGACAAUUUGUUGAUAGGUCCAGAAGGUCACAUCAAGUUGACAGAUUUUGGACUCUCCAAGGCAGGUCUUAUCAAUAGCACUGAUUACUUGUCACACCCAUCAAGUUCCACAUUUCUUGAGGAUGAUAAACCAAAACUGCAAUCAUCACUUAAAAGAGAACAGAGGCAAAAGAAUUCAGUUGUUGGAACCCCAGAUUAUUUGGCACCUGAGAUACUCCUCGGUAUGGAACAUGGUGCGACAGCUGACUGGUGGUCUGUUGGUAUAAUUAUGUUUGAGCUCCUUGUUGGUAUUCCACCAUUCAAUGCAGAACAUCCCCAGCAAAUUUUUAACAAUAUCAUGAAUAGAGACAUACCUUGGCCUAAGGUACCAGAGGAAAUGAGCUUUGAAGCAUAUGAUUUGAUUAACAAGUUGUUGUCUGAAAGCCCUGUAAAAAGAUUAGGUGCAAGUGGGGCUGGAGAGGUAAAACAACAUAAAUUUUUUAAGAACAUCAACUGGGACACAUUGGCAAGGCGAAAGGCUGCAUUCAUACCAGUUGCUGAACCACAUGAUACUAGUUAUUUUAUGAGUCGUUACAUUUGGAAUCCAGAAGAUGAAGAUUUUAAUGUCUGUAGCGAGUUUGAUGAGACAAGUGAGGCAGGGAGUAUUUCAUGCAGCAGCAGUUCUUAUAGCAAUUAUCAGGAUGAUGAGGGGGAUGAAUUUGGAUAUUUUGCAGAGUUUGGUGCUAUAUCCCCUAACUUGAAAUAUAGUUUCAGUAAUUUUUCAUUCAAGAACUUGUCACAACUGGCUUCGAUCAACUAUGAUCUGGUUGUAAAGGGUGCUAAAGAAUCAGGUGAAGCUUCCAAGAAGCCUCCCACUCCCAAGUCCCCACCAUGAACUUGAAUGAAUCAACAAAUUUUCUUCUUUCUUCCUCCUUUUAGCCUAAGAAGUUGGGAAGAAACAGAAGUCUCAGAUGUAGUUGAAUGUACGAAGAUAAUUUUAAUUUGUUAACAUAGAUACGAGUAAGUAUAGGUUUCAAAAAAAAAAAAAAAAAGAUACGAGUAAGUAUAUGUAUUUUAUUCAAACUAGGAAACAGUAAUGCGUCAGUACAGUACUAGACGACAAAGUUGUUGCAGAUGCCUUUCACUGCAGUAAAUUACCUGGCAUCCUGACACCUUGUUAUGUACUGUAGUAUGUACUACUUUGAAAAGCGACUUUCUUUUUUAAUAAAAAUAUUAUUUUUAUUUCCAAAA
This is a messenger RNA of Ipomoea nil (Japanese morning glory), 3872 nucleotides long. Its product is annotated as probable serine/threonine protein kinase IRE. The transcript has 17 exons. The record is from RefSeq and is a predicted model, not a curated record. The coding region runs from base 1 to 3516 and encodes 1171 amino acids. Gene Ontology annotation, biological process: peptidyl-serine phosphorylation; intracellular signal transduction. Gene Ontology annotation, molecular function: protein serine/threonine kinase activity; ATP binding. NCBI's taxonomy places the organism in Eukaryota, Viridiplantae, Streptophyta, Magnoliopsida, Solanales, Convolvulaceae.